Molecule: messenger RNA, 2046 nt
Organism: Encephalitozoon romaleae SJ-2008
Lineage: Eukaryota; Fungi; Microsporidia; Unikaryonidae
Exons: 1
Coding region: 1-2046 (681 amino acids)
Source: RefSeq, a predicted model, not a curated record
AUGGGAAGAGGAAGGAAGCUCUUUGACAUAAGAAAUCUGUUUGGAGAGAGCACGGUUUCUGAGUAUGAUAAAGAGGAGGAUGAGGUAUAUAGAGCAAUAGAGAAGAAAAGGAAGAAGAAAAGUGCAGAGGUGGAGGAAAGGAUACUUUCUCGGAAAGAUGUUCUAGUUCUUGAGAAAAUGGAUAUAGAGGAGGUUGUACCCAGGAACCUUCCCUCCACAAAAAGAAAAGUGGAAGCAGUAGCAGAAGCAGAAGACGAGCCUCAGAAAAGCAAUGAUGAGUGGAAAGUUCACGUCCUAAGGAAUUUACUGAGGAAGAACCGCUUGAAUGUGGAUGCUAGGAUCAGGCUAAGCCGGCUCUUAGAGGAGGAUGAGGGUAUGAAAGUAUUGCUUGAAGGCAGAGAUAUCAAGGACAUGGUGCUGUGGAAAGAGAUUAUUGAUAGAUGCUAUUCACCCGAGAUGGUUGACGAGGCACUGGAGGUUACAGACGGAGAUGAAGACUUUUACAUGGGGAUAUUUCUGAAGAGCAAAGAUGUUAAGGUACUGAAGGCUGGUGUUAAAAAGUAUCCUGCGAGUAUUGAGCUUAGGAAAAUGGUGUUUGAGAACCUAGAAACUGGUUUUGAGAAACAGAAGUUUCUCUAUGAUUCUAUAGUUGAGACUAUGGAAGGAGGGCUGGUAGAUAUCUUUAUCGACACGAAUCCAGACAAUCAGCUUGCAAUGUCCCUAUACAAGGAACUUCAGGCCAAAGACAUGUAUUUCGACCAGUUAUCAGCUUACCUAUUAGGAGAGAAAAACGAUUCUGGGUUGAUAGAGGAUAUACUUGGGCUUGGGUUGAAAAGGAUUCUUGAGAUUCUUCGGAAAGGAAAGCAGAGGCUUGAUCUUCCAUCCCGGGUUCUUGACAAGGAUGAUGUUCUUCUGUAUCUUGAGGAGGUAGAGGUGGAGCCAAUGACUAGUCUUCCUCCCGACCUCUGGUCCUUGUUUACCUCGAUGAGCGCCCACAAGCUCCAUGAUGAUGAAACGUUUAUUUCCUGCUAUAACAUUGCAAGGCAGCACUUCCUAGACACAGAGUUCAUAGACAAGUUUUUUGUGAUGGCAACCCGGAGGUAUUUUGUUGAUCUUAUGAAGGCCAAGGAGUGGUGGAAGAUGUUUAGAAUUACUAAGGAGAUUAAAUGUUUCAGGAAAGCGGAAAAGGCUCUACAGGCUGGAAUAAGGCAUUACGGAAAGGAGAAGAAAUUGUUUAUACUUGCUAGAUCGAAGAUUUACUACAUGGCUGGAGACUAUCACAGAAGCUAUUCCAUGAUUCCCGGAAAGAUGAGAACAAUAAAGAGAUAUGUGAUACUGUCCCAGAUAGACCUGGACAAGGCGCUUUCAGAAUUAGAAAAGGAUCUCUUUGACUAUAAGCACUGGCUACUAUAUGCAGAGCUGGCUGAGAAGAAAGGUAUGGAUGCCUGCAGGAUAUACGAGGAAUGUAUGGAAAGAUAUCCUGAGAACUUCAAGGUUGCCGUCGGAUAUCUAAGAUAUUUGAAGAGGAAAGAUAUGGAGAAGGGACUGGAGAUAAGCAAUAAGGUUAUGAAAAGAUUUGUGUCUGAGGAAUGGUUAUGGUUUGAGAGAUUUGUGAUGUUUAGGAAGCUGGGAAAAGCUUCUGUGGCAGUUCUCUACAACUCUCGGAAGCAUGUGAGGUCUGAGCUGAUUGAUUCUGAAAUAAGAUACUAUGAAAACAAGGAUGUUCCAGAAGGGAACAAGUACUCUGGGUAUCAUGCAUAUAAGAAGACAAGAAUCAAGGAGUGCAACAAGGAUGGAAUAUGCAAGGAUUGCCUUGUCGGAAUGAAGGAGUACUAUAAAGAAAGAAUAAUGAGAGAUCAGGACAACGGAGACAACUACAUAUUAUACUGCUGUGUAAAUGGGAAGGCAGACCAAGAGAUUAAAAGGAUGGUUGAGUUUUUUGAUCCACGGGGAGGAGAUUACUGGGUUAGAGUUAGGAAUGUUAUGGACAUUACUAGAAGGCUUGAAGUUGGGUGCCAAAUGGUGAAUUUUGACUUCCUGAGGUAG